AGUGGCCACACCGUGCUCGACAUCUCUCCACUGUCGGUUUAUGGAAAGUGGUGUUUGAGGCGGAUGAGAAAAUGGCGGCUUCCUGGGCGGCAUGAGAACAUGUAGCUUUUUCUCAUUUUUAUUUAGAAUUAUCCCGGGUUCAAAUUAUUAAAUUGAGUCCCGCUCUCGAGACUUUUUUUUUUGAUUAAAGUUACAACUUACGAAGAAACUGAAUCUACCGGCACCAUGACAUCUGGGACCUCUGGCUCAGUUCUGCAGCCACGGUGGAAGCGGGUGUUGGGUUGGUCCGGCCCUGUCCCUCGGCCCCGACACGGACAUCGUGCAGUUGCAAUUAAAGAAUUAAUGGUCGUUUUCGGGGGUGGCAAUGAAGGAAUUGUGGAUGAACUGCAUGUAUAUAACACAGCCACCAAUCAGUGGUUCAUUCCUGCUGUCCGUGGCGACAUCCCGCCUGGCUGUGCUGCGUAUGGGUUCGUGUGUGACGGCACCAGGCUGCUGGUGUUCGGGGGGAUGGUGGAGUAUGGCAAAUACAGCAACGAUCUGUAUGAACUGCAGGCCAGUCGCUGGGAGUGGAAACGUCUGAAGCCCAAGUCUCCUAAGAACGGCCCUCCUCCCUGUCCCCGCCUGGGACACAGCUUCUCCCUGGUAGGGAACAAAUGCUUCCUGUUCGGAGGACUGGCUAACGACAGUGAGGACCCCAAGAACAACAUCCCCAGAUACCUGAACGAUCUGUAUACGUUGGAGCUGCGUGCCGGCUCCAGUGUGGUGGGCUGGGACAUCCCCAUCACCUACGGGGUGUUGCCCCCGCCCAGAGAGAGCCACACCGCCGUCGUCUACACAGAGAAGACCUCUAGCAAGUCCCGUCUGGUCAUCUAUGGGGGUAUGAGCGGCUGUCGACUGGGGGAUUUGUGGACACUAGAUAUAGACACCCUGACAUGGAAUAAGCCGUCCAUCAACGGGACAGCUCCUCUUCCCCGCAGUCUCCACUCUGCCACAACCAUCACCAACAAGAUGUUCGUGUUCGGAGGCUGGGUUCCCCUGGUGAUGGAUGACGUCAAAGUAGCGACACACGAGAAGGAGUGGAAGUGCACUAACACACUGGCCUGUCUCAACCUAGACUCGAUGGCGUGGGAGUCGGUGCUGAUGGAUUCUCUAGAAGAUAACAUCCCCAGGGCCAGGGCCGGUCACUGCUCCGUGGCCAUCAACUCGCGUCUCUACGUCUGGAGCGGACGGGACGGAUACCGCAAGGCCUGGAACAACCAGGUGUGCUGUAAGGACCUCUGGUACCUGGAGACAGAGAAGCCCCGCCCCCCGUCACGGGUGCAGCUGGUGAGAGCCAACACCAGCAGCCUGGAGGUGAGCUGGGGUGCGGUACCUACUGCAGACACCUACCUGUUACAGCUGCAGAAGUACGAUAUCCCUCCCGCCUCGGCCGCCACCACGCCUGGCGUCAGCCCCGCGACGUCACUACCGGUCAACUCCCCCAAGAGCCCUGUCACAGCCUCUGCAGCGUCCCCCCAGGGCCUGCCUCUCCAGGGCAUAACGCUGGUCCCCUCCCCCACCACCACAAUGCCUGGGAGUCCACUGGCUGCUGCGAAUGCACGCGGGCCAGCUAUCCUGAAGGUGUCUGCUCCCCAUUCCACCACAGGCACCUCCAUCGUCACGGUGAGGCAGGCCAACCAGGGUGGGAAAUCUCCCCCUGUAACGGUGACGUCACUUCCUGCCGGGGUCCGCAUGGUGGUGCCGGCUCAGGGUGCACAGGGAACGCCAAUGGGCAGCAGCCCUCAGAUGAGUGGCAUGGCUGCGUUGGCUGCAGCGGCUGCUGCCACACAGAAGAUCCCGCCCUCCACGGCCACCAUGCAGCUUCCAGCUGGUGCUACUAUGGUCAAGACCGUGGCCAUGAGCCCCGGUUCACAGACUGUCAAAGUAGCCUCGCCUGUUAUGGUUAGUAACCCAGCAACCCGCAUGCUGAAGACUGCUGCGGCUCAGGUGGGCACGUCAGGUGUUGUCACACCCGGAACGCCUUCUCGCCCUAUCAUCACCGUGCACAAGUCUGGCACGGUGACGGUUGCCCAGCAACACCAGGUGGUUACCACGGUAGUGGGAGGAGUCACCAAGACAAUCACCCUUGUCAAGAGUCCCCUUACUAUGGGGGGAGGUGGAACACUGCUGUCUAACCUGUCCAACCUGGGGAAGGUGAUGUCCGUGGUCCAGACCAAGCCUGGUCAGACAGGAGCGGUGACGGGACAGGCUGGCUCCAGCCUCCAGCACAUCAUUCAGACGAAAGGUCCCCUCCCAGCGGGCACCAUCCUGAAGCUGGUGACCUCAGCGGACGGCAAGCCCACCACCAUCAUCACUACGUCCCAGGCCGGGACCGCGGGGGGCAAGCCCACCAUCCUAUCCUACAGCGGCAUGCCCACCACCACCAAGCCUGGCACGCACAUCAUCAAGACCAUACCCAUGUCUGCCAUUGGACAAGCAGGAGUGACAGGAAGUGGUAUGAAGUCCCCCAUUACCAUUAUCACCACUAAGAUGAUGACACCAGGCACCGGGACACCAGGCAAGAUCAUCAGCGCAAUGCCCAGAGCUGGGGCUGGUCAGCAGGGACUCACACAGGUGGUGCUGAAGGGUGCCCCAGGACAGCCCGGGACUAUUUUACGGACCGUCCCCAUGGGAGGAGUACGUCUCGUCUCCCCGGUUACUGUUUCCGGUGUCAAACCUAACGUCACCACCCUUGUUGUCAAGGGAACCACAGGUGUGACAACGUUUGGUACGGUGACUGGUACAGUGUCUUCGAGCCUGGCGGGAGGAAGUGUUGCCACGGCUACUCCCAUCACCACCUUGGGCACCAUGACCACUCUGCCUGGACAGGUCACCGUCUCCGCAGCUCAGGCGGGAGCUCAGCCCACUCAGGUGACCCUCAUCACGACCCCCAGUGGUGUGGAUGCUCAGCCUGUCCACGACCUCCCGGUUUCCAUCCUGUCCUCCCCCACCUCCGCCGACCCCUCGUCCACACAGCCCGAGGCAGGCGACCCAGGAACGGUAACCCUGGUCUGCUCAAACCCCCCCUGCGAGACCCACGAGACCGGCACUACUAAUACAGCUACCACGGCCUCCGCUAACAUGACUGGUAAUGGUGGGGUGGAGAGGGUGUGUUCAAACCCGCCGUGCGAGACCCACGAGACCGGCACCACCAACACUCAAACGACAGCGUCCUCCAACAUGGGCCAGGUACAACAGGUGUGCACCAACCCGCCGUCAGAGACCCACGAUACAGGUACCACCAACACCCAGACCACCGCCAGCUGUAACAUGGGAUCCAACCAGCAACAACAAGGCUCCUGCGUAACCAACAACGCCAGCGGGUCUGAUCCCUCCUCUCCGCCCCCCUCCUCCUCCUCCGGAGACCUCUCCCCCUCGUCUGUUUCUGGUACCAGCUCUGUGCCCGGGGUGCUACGACCGGAGACUCUGAGAACAGGGACCACCUACACCUCGACCACCGCGCGCUCUAACAUGGGCUCUGACCAGAUGGGCAUGACGCUCAGCUCCUCGUCCUCAGAUAACCAGAGCAGGUCAUCCAGUGGUGGUGGAGGAGGAGGAUCCCCCCUCACAUCUCCUGUCUGCUCCAGUCCACCCUCUGAAACGCACCAGACUGGCCCCACUGAGGCCGGAGCAGGAGGCAGAAGCGCCACACAGGUCUGCUCCAGUCCACCCUCUGAAACGCACCAGACUGGCCCCACUGAGGCUGGAGCAGGAGGCAGAAGCGCCACACAGGUCUGCUCCAAUCCACCUUCUGAAACGCACCAGACUGGCACUACCACUACGUCGACGCAGGCCAACUCCAGUAUGGGCAUCGGGCAGACUACAGGGACAGUGCAGAGGGUGUGUUCCAAUCCACCGUGUGAGACACACGAUACAGGGACGACCAACACCCCGUCUCAGACUACGUCCAACCUGACAGGAACGGGCACGGUCCAGAGAGUGUGUUCCAAUCCACCGUGUGAGACACACGAUACAGGGACGACCAACACCCCGUCUCAGACUACGUCCAACCUGACAGGGACGGGCACGGUCCAGAGAGUGUGUUCCAAUCCACCGUGUGAGACACACGAGACCGGCACCACCAACACUGCAACUACAGCCCAGCCUGGUGACUCGACACAGGGAGACAACGGAACUACAGAGGCUCCCUCGUCGUCCUCGGUAACCACAGAGUCCAGCGCCGUGGUGGCGGCUGGCCGAGCAGUAACCACGGUUACCCAGUCCACACCCACACCUGGACCCUCCGUACCUGAGAUCUCGUCGAUGUCUGGGUCGUCUGAGGCGAUGGUGGCGGCAUGUAUAGAGGGAGAGGAGGCCAUGCAGACGGACUGUCUCCCAGAGGGCACAGUGAGGGUCGUGACCCUGGAAGAGGCUGCUGCAGCUGGGAUACAGGUCCAUGUGGAGGACAUGGAGGAACAGAACCAGGGGGAGCAGGAGGGCCUGCCUGCGGAGCUGAUGUCUGAAGGUGACGCGGGGGGCCAGCAGACCCUGAUGGUGACGGGUUUAACCCCCGAGGAGCUGGCUGUUACCGCUGCAGCCGAGGAGGCGGCACAACACGCUGCUGCUGAGGAGGCUAACGCCCAGGCCAUGGCCAUACAGGCUGUCCUGCAGGCCGCACAGCACGCUGUCAUGAAUGAAGGAGACGGUGGCCAGGAGGGCCAGCACCAAACCACCACCAUCCCCAUUGUGUUGACUCAGGCUGAGCUGGCAGCCCUGGUACAUCAACAACAACAGCUGCAGGAAGCCCAGGCUCUGGCCCAGGCGGCAGCGGCAGCAGCAGCAGCACAGCACAACCAGUUUGAUCUGACCCAGCCCACCGAGGGCCUGGCCCCAGCAGACAGCCUGAACGACCCGGCGUCAGAGAGUAACGGCCAGGAGCUGGCUGCAGCAGUGACCCAGGCGGUGGCCCGGCUAGCCCCAACCUGCACCAUGGUGGUGACAAACCCGGCUAAGAGUCAGCCCAUGAUGGUGGCCACCCCGGCUAAGACUCAGCCCAUGAUGGUGGCCAGCCUGGCUAAGACUCAGCCAAUGAUGGUGGCCAGCCCGGCUAAGACUCAGCCCAUGAUGGUGGCCACCCCGGCUAAGACUCAGCCCAUGAUGGUGGCAACCCCGGCUAAGACUCAGCCCAUGAUGGUGGCCAGCCUGGCUAAGACUCAGCCCAUGAUAGUGGCCAGCCCGGCUAAGACUCAGCCCAUGAUGGUGGCCAGUCCGGCCAAGAUGCAGGCAGCUGCGACCCUGGCAGAGGUGGCUAACGGCAUAGAGUCUGCUGCAGGGAGACAAGGAGCUCCUCCUGCGGUGGCCAAAGCCCCGGUGAAGAAAGACAACCAGUGGUUUGAUGUUGGCAUCGUCAAGGUGACCAACACCGUGGUCACACACUACUACUUGCCCACUGACGACCAAGCCACUGUCGAUGAUGACUCUGGGGCGAUCCCAGACUACAGUCAGAUGAAGAAGAUGGAUCUCCAGCCAGGGACGGCCUAUAAAUUCAGAGUGGCCGGGAUCAACACCUGUGGUCGAGGGAACUUCUCAGAGGUCUCGGCCUUCAAGACGUGUCUACCAGGCUUCCCUGGAGCUCCCUGUGCUAUCAAGAUCAGCAAGAGCCCAGACGGCGCCCACCUGACCUGGGAGCCUCCGUCGGUCACAUCUGGUAAGAUCAUUGAGUACUCGGUGUACCUGGCCAUCCAGAGUGCCCAGAGCGGGGAGCAGGCCAAGCCCACCACCACCACCACCCCAGCCCAGCUGGCUUUCAUGCGGGUGUUCUGUGGGCCCAACCCUUCUUGCCUGGUGCAGUCGUCCAGCCUCUCCAACGCACACAUAGACUACACCACCAAGCCUGCCAUCAUCUUCCGCAUCGCAGCCCGCAACGAGAAAGGUUACGGCCCUGCCACGCAGGUCAGGUGGCUCCAAGAGGUAGGUAAAGAUGGUGUUGCAGCUAAACCAACUGCUAAGAGACCAGGCUCCUCACCUGACAUGAAAGCUGCCGGUCCAAAGAAGGCCAGAUCAGACCAGUAAAGGGAGUUUCCUUCUCCCCUUGUUGUCCAUGAUGACUAUUACUGAACUGAAUACAACACCCCUCAACCAGCCCUCACCAACUAUCUACAAUAUCCUUGCCUCAACCUCAGCCCCACAAACCUGGACCCAGACUGGCCCACGAACCUGGACCCAGACCGGCCCACGAACCUGGACCCAGACCGGCCCACGAACCUGGACCCAGACCGGCCCACGAACCUGGACCCAGACCGGCCCACGAACCUGGACCCAGACCGGCC
Oncorhynchus tshawytscha (Chinook salmon) is the source of this 6308-nucleotide messenger RNA. RefSeq names its product host cell factor C1b (gene hcfc1b). The record is from RefSeq and is a predicted model, not a curated record. Gene Ontology annotation, biological process: chromatin remodeling; regulation of DNA-templated transcription. Lineage: Eukaryota; Metazoa; Chordata; Actinopteri; Salmoniformes; Salmonidae. Gene Ontology annotation, cellular component: histone methyltransferase complex. Gene Ontology annotation, molecular function: protein binding; transcription coactivator activity.